This is a messenger RNA of Rotaria sp. Silwood2, 1404 nucleotides long. NCBI's taxonomy places the organism in Eukaryota, Metazoa, Rotifera, Eurotatoria, Philodinida, Philodinidae. The record is from the annotation of a GenBank genome assembly.
AUGGCUGAAAAAAACGAUCGUGAAAUACAAUUACAUGAUUUUGAAGAAAUAUCUCAAAGUCUUACGAAUCCUGUCGCAAAAGAUCUUAAUCGACUUAAGAUUGUUCAUAUGUGGUGUUCAGUUCGAGCCAUUCAAACCCAAUACGAUCGCGUGGAAUUUAUAAAAGAAAAUUGGACAACAUUGUAAGUGAUCAUUUUCUCUAUUUAAAACAGCAGUUGCUAAAGAUUUCUAAUAUUUCUUUUAGUUCAACGAAAAAUCUUAUAUGAUCAACAUAAUGAUUUUUCUUAGCAAAAGAAAAAAAAGAUUAAAUCUCAUCUAUCAAAACAACAACAAAAAUAAAUAAAUGUUUUUUUUUAUCAAAAGAAAAAAUGAAUAAAAGUCAUCAUCUAUUGGAUUGGUAAGCAAUUUUUUGCGAUUUUCUCGAAAAUUUUAUUUUUAUUUUUUAACUUCAAGAAUACAACUAGCUUUCAACAAUGUAUGCUCCAUUACUAUCUAUGACUUGUCGUCAACGCUCUGGUAGAGAAAGGAUCCCGCGUUCGUAGAAGUCCUGCGACUUUUGGUCAAAGAAGUUGAGGAGGUCCAUUUUGAAGUCGUUCUCGUCGUCGAAUUUUUUCUCGCAUAAAUGGUUAGACAGAGAACGGUACAAGUGGUAGUCCGUAGGAGCCAAGUCUAGAGAAUAAGGUGGAUGUGGAGCCGUAACCCAUCCGAGCUUCAAUAAUUUUUCACGCGUUAACUUUGCAAUGUGAGGUCUGGCGUUGUCAUGCAAAAAAUAAAUUCUAUCCUGCUUCCCCUGCAGUUUUGCUGCAACUCAGUCCAAUUGUUGACAAUAGAGAUAGGCAGUGAUGGUGCAGCCAGUUGGAAGAAGUUCCCAAUGAAUAAUCCCUUUUACUCCCCAUCAAACGCUCAGCAUAAUCUUGUUUGGGUGAAGGUCAUUUUUGGGCGUUGGUAAACCUGUUUGUCCAGCUCACAGUCACUGUCGUUUGUGCGUGUGGUUAACAUACAACACUCACUUUUCAUCGCCGGUAAUAAGAUUGUGGAGCCAUUGCUAGUUGCGAUGAGACGUCAUUAAUUUCAUACAAGCGUCAACCCUGUGAUGGAGCUGAUUCGGUGACAAAUCAUGUGGUAUCCAAACUUCAUAUUUCCACGUUUUGCCUAAUUCGCCCAGAUGUGUUUCUACUGUAGUAUGAGAGCACCCAAGUCUCUCUGCUAAACACCAUGUAGUCCAUCUAGAAUCUUCUUCGAUAAGCUGCUUUAAGACGUCUAUAUUCACCUCUAGUGGUCUUCCGGAACGAGGUAAAUCGUCGAGUUCGAAUUUACCGUUCUUGAACCGAUGGAACUAAGGUUGUGCUGUACGGAUGGAGAGUACAUCCUUGCCCAUUGUGCCCCAUAUGUUGCUUGUUGCUU